Molecule: messenger RNA, 3773 nt
Organism: Gossypium raimondii (Peruvian cotton)
Lineage: Eukaryota; Viridiplantae; Streptophyta; Magnoliopsida; Malvales; Malvaceae
Product: glucan endo-1,3-beta-glucosidase
Exons: 2
Coding region: 2228-3382 (384 amino acids)
Biological process (GO): carbohydrate metabolic process
Cellular component (GO): plasma membrane
Molecular function (GO): hydrolase activity, hydrolyzing O-glycosyl compounds
Source: RefSeq, a predicted model, not a curated record
CUCUUGCAUUUUCUAUUAUGCACAAACUUUACUCUCUACAUGCAACUCAUCUAAGUAUAUUUUGUACUAUAUGAUUCAAUACUUAUACAAGAAAGACUGCAUUUACAUUUUAUAUAAUAUAAAUUGCCGAUAGUAAAGUCCCAAGUAGUUUUACUUAGAGUUUGCAAACGGGGAUUUGAGUGGGAUUUAAAUUUUUUUAAGAGUUAAUUAUUUUAAAUUUAGAUCGGUUUGGACCAAACAAAGUUGGGAGUUAAACAAUUUUGAAUCUUUUCAAAUUUAACUUUUAUAUAAUAAUCAUAAAAAGUAGAGAUAUGUAUAUAACACAAUUAAAAUUGCUUAUUACAUAGUAUAACUUUUAUAAACAUAAUCAAUAUCACUACAUGAAAAGUAAAGGUUAAAACCCAAUCCAAAUUAAGAGUAGUAUUUCUUUCAAUAAUAUAUUAUAUAUUAUUUAUUAUAUACAUGUGUAGUAAUAUCAUAAAUUAUACUUAACUAGUUGUACUAUUUAUUAGGCAAUAUUAUAUCUUUUACUAUAAUUUAUAAUUAUAUUCUAUUAAGUAAUACUAUAUCUUUUCUUUUACUAUAAUGUAUAAAUAGUGGUUAAGUAGCCACUAGCGUAGCGGCAAACGAUUUGUGUUGCUUAGGUCAUUGUUGACAUUAGGUUUGGAUUCAAACAUGGAUAAUUCCUUCUUAUUAUCCCUUGGUUAAAAUAAAUAGUUAUAUUAACAGUUAUACAAUAUAUUAUUAUAUUAUGUUACUAUAUCACAUCCAGCCAAACCGUUUUGAUUUUAUAAAAGGUUAAAUUCUUUAGCAGGUCCUUUUACUAUACGCUUUGGGAGUAAAUUAGUCCCCUAUUAUAAAAGCGAGAAAUUUAAUCCUUGGAUAAAAUUGUAAACAACAGUAAGUUUGAAGUAAAAAAGCAUUAUUGUUAUAACCCAACUAUUGGCUGAUUGCAUUGAAAAUUGAUAGGUACAAUGAUUUGAUCAAAAUUGAUAAAGAAUCCACUAAAAACUAAUUAAAAGAUCGUUCGAACCAAUUAGAAGCUAAUUUGAAUAUUUAAUUUUAUUGUUAUAAUUUAUACACAAAAUGUUUAUGUUUCAUUAUUAUAUUAAUGUGUUUAUUAAUUUUUUGAAAAUAUUAUCCUUUUAAUCUUUAUGAUUUUUUUAAAAGGAAAAUUCAUUAAUUCAUUUUAUGAAUGCGACCAUAUAACUUGGAGGGAAAUAAAAACUCAUUGUAGGCGGUGAAGAACAAAUUCCAUCAAUUCAACAAAGACUUUAGCCCCAACAUCAAUAGAACAUUAUGACACGUUGACAAUUAACUCUGCCAUAAUUUAAGCACAACAUAUCUAGAGUAAUUGUAAGUGGUGAGCAAAAGUCGACAAAAUAACCAAACAUCUACCAAACUAGAGAGGACAACAACAAAACCAUCCCUAAAAUUACUUGCCAAAAGUAAGACUAUAUGCAUAAGGAAACAUCCAAAAUUUAAGACUUAUUAAACAAUAAAAAAAACAUAUAAUACUUAACAUGAUUCCAAACUAAUAUUUGAAAUUAUUUAUUAUUUUGAAAUACUCUCAAAGUAAAAACAAAUUAAGAAGCCGACUAAGAGCCACCAUUUGAGUAUCUAUGACCAACCCACUUUCCAAGAGAAAUUGUUGGUGGCUGGUGGAGGUUCAACGACGACAGACACAAUCAUUUGGUAUCACCAUUGAAUAAAACAAAAUAGAAGAAACAAUCAACUCGAAGAAAAAAAAAUUAAGAUGAACUUUUAGAAUUUUAAAAUAACUGAAAAGAAAGUAAACAAUUUGGUCAGCGCACCCAAUAAUUUAGGUAUUUAUAAAAUCUUCAUCCGAAGCUUAACUUAAAAUUUGAAUUUUAUGCUCUGUAAUGUUGCUGUGAAAGUUGGAUUGGAUUCUCUGUGCUUGUAUAUAUAUUAGGAUUUAGGAGCUAUCCUUCCAACUUAAGCUAAUAAGGAACUCAAAACUGGUCUUUUAAUAAUUCCUUCUCCAUAAUGCAAGAAAAGAUUAUUCCUUGCCAGUCCCAGAUGAACUAAAGUAAGAUCUGACUGACAACCUUAAUUUAUUGUCCCAAAUCUCAUUCAUUUCAAUACCAAGCAAAGACACAAAGCUAGCGCAACUUCAUCUAAAGCACCCACAGAAACAAUUAAUAAUGCUUUUGUUGACAUGCUUUAUGUCUCAGUACCCGGUUCUUGAACCAUUGUUGUCCCCACAAUGCAUCAUUCACCAUCUACCUCCUAUUUGGUAAUGCUAAUUUCUUUUUUUCUGGCAUCAAAAUUUCUACUCUUCCCAGGAGUCGAAGGGACAAUUGGGGUCAACUAUGGCACCGUCGCUAGCAACCUCCCUCCACCAGCUCAAGUGGCGCAUUUCCUUGUAGAAUCCACCAUCAUCAGCCGCGUUCGGUUGUUUGACGCCGACUCCAACAUUCUAAAAGCCUUUGCCCACACCGGCAUUGCCAUCUCUGUAACUGUUCCAAAUGAUGAAAUUCCUCGCCUUACCAAACUGAAUUUUGCUCAACAAUGGGUGGAAAACAAUAUCCAACCUUACACACCGAACACAAAUAUCGUCCGUAUUUUAGUAGGCAAUGAAGUACUAUCAACAGCAAACAAAUUGUUGAUAGGAAGUGUAGUCCCUGCUAUGCAAAAUCUCCACUCUGCCCUUUUCGAAGCUUCAUUAGACCGUAGAAUCCAAGUCUCCACACCGCACUCUUUAGGCAUUAUCUCAAAUUCAAGCCCACCGUCGACCGCAAUGUUUCGACAAGGAUACGAUACUUAUGUACUUAAACCCUUGCUUAGCUUCCUUAGAGCUACAAAUUCACCUUUUAUGGUAAAUCCAUAUCCAUUUUUUGGUUGCUCACUUGAUACACUCGAUUUUGCCUUGUUUCGGCCUAAUGCUGGAGUGUUGGAUGAAAACACAGGGCAUGUUUACACAAAUAUGUUCGAUGCUCAGUUAGAUUCGGUCUUCUCGGCCAUGAAAUUCUUAGGAUUUGAUGAUGUCGAGAUUGUUAUAGCUGAAACCGGUUGGCCAUCAAUGGGGGACUCCACCCAAGUUGGUGUUGAUGCAAAGAGUGCAGCUGAGUACAACGGCAACUUGAUACGACACGUAAUAUCUGGUGCUGGCACACCACUAAUGCCCAACCGCACAUUUGAGACCUACAUUUUUGCGCUUUUCAAUGAGGAUCUCAAGGAAGGGCCAACAUGUGAGAGAAAUUUUGGGCUAUUCCACACAAAUAUGACACCCGUUUAUGACAACUGGAUCCUACGGCGCAUGACAGCUGCUGCUGCUGCCAAUUUUCACCCUGUUACGUGUUUGUUGGUCAUUACCAUUGGCUUUCUAGUUCUAGCAAUCAAUCAUCAUGGUGAAAUAUAAAUAUAAUCGUUAGAGGACAGUUAGAAAAUUUAAGUGCAAAUCUUGGAAAAUCGAGGCCCCUUUUCACAAAAUCAACACCGGAUCUGCAAAGAUACGUUGCAAUCAUGUUUGUAAACUUUUGGCGUCAAUCGUCCUAAAAUUUUCCUUUUUUCUGUCGGUUUUGGAUUUGAAACCAAUUUCUAAGUUUUUGUUAUUUAAUUAUUUCCUUCUCUUUCUAAUUUAAUUUAAGGGCUAAAUAUCAAUUUUAUCUAUAAACUUUUGUUUAAUAUACAAUUUAACAUAUGCAUUAUUGGACUUUGAUGGUGACUGACUUGACAACAGGGCUGAAAGUAUCAGUGUAGUCAAACCCUGUCACUUGAGAAAAACCCUUGCCAACUAAGCGAGUCUUGCA